GUGCAUAUUCUAUACACACACACACACACUGGAGUGUCAUUUCAAUUCAAUUCAAUUGCAUAACCAUGGAAACUGACCAUUGCUUCAAAAUUCAAACAUUUGACCACACAAUUUCUAGUCAUUGUUUUAUCCUAAGAAAAAAAAACAUCAACUUUAAACUAAUGAAAAAAAAUGACUAGUUUAAAUGAAUAUAUUGCCAAAGAAAAUAAAGAUGUUAACGAACAAUUUAAAUAUUUUGAUCGAUUGGAUAAAAUUCUAAAGAAUUUGGAAAAAAAAUCACACCAAAAAACAAAAUUGAUAAUUGAUCAAGAUGCUGCUUGUGACAAAAAACAAAUGUUGUCCAACAAAUCAUCGUCCGAUACGAUUGUUGAAGAUAAAAUUGACGAAUCAGCUGAUCAAAAUGAAAACGAUGAAACAAAAACGAAAACCGAAUCCAUUGAUUUUGAACGAAUGAAAAAAAUUAAAGACAAUGUACGAUCAAUGAAACAAAGAACAAAAUCACCGACACCAUCACAAGAAAAAAUGGAAAAAUAUCGUAGAGAUUUAUUGAAACAAAUUGAAGAUAAGAAAAAAUCGAAAAAGAAACAAGAAGAACAUAUCAAAAAUAAGGAGAAAAGUUUAGAGAAUAAAAUUGCUCAACAACGAUUGGCAAUGUAUUUUGAAUAUUUAGAAGAAAGAAAAAAAAUGGAUUUUAUUACUGGACCAAAGAUGGUCAUGAAUAAUGAGAAAAAAGAAAUGAAACAAAAACGAUCGGCUAAAGCGAAUCGAAAGGAGGAUGUGAAUGGUGAAAUUAAUGUUAAUCGAUCAAAUGAAAAGGAAAAAAAGAAUGACAUACUGGAUGAUGAUGGACAAUCAAAUGAGGGAAAAUCCAAUGAUUCUGUAAUGAAGAUCAAACAUAAAGGUAUGAAUUUGAAAUAUUUUUCGUCAUGUUAUUCGUUGAUUAUUUUUUCACCAAACAUAGAAUAUUCGUCGAACAUUUUGACUGAUUUGAAUGAAGUGAGAAGAAUAAUGCAUACUGAUCAUUAUGAAUUGCUUGAAAAACUAUUUGAUUUGAAUAUCUAAUAUGAAUAAAGUCAUUCGGAUUUUUUUUUGUUUACAAAAUUUCUUAAAAUAAAUCUUCCGAAUGUCUUGAAUGAUGUUUUAGU
This is a messenger RNA of Dermatophagoides farinae (American house dust mite), 1145 nucleotides long. RefSeq lists its product as uncharacterized. Lineage: Eukaryota; Metazoa; Arthropoda; Arachnida; Sarcoptiformes; Pyroglyphidae. The record is from RefSeq and is a predicted model, not a curated record.